GUGUGCCAUGGAGACCAGCAGAAAGGAGAGGCUGGCAGCACUGAAAGAGUAAGUGUGGCAGCAGCCAGCAGGGACUGGCACAGGCUGGGACUCCAAUGCAAAGCAGUGGCCUGCCUGAAAUAGCCAUGGCUCCUGCAAGCCACCACCGGCUGCUGUGGGGUUUACGUUUGGGGGAAAAGAGGCACUGAAAAGCUUUUCUCUCCAGAGAGCACUUCCCACAGGCAUUGGGGCUUGCUCCAACAAGGGCCUCUUUCAGAAGGGCAGGGAGGGAGGGAGGUGGCUGUAUCUCAGCAAAGGCAGUCCCUCUGCUGUAGAGUAGGCAAUGGCCUUUUGUGAGAUCAGCCUGGGAGACCUGUGUUGUCAACACCAACUUCAUUAAUGCUGUGCUCCUCUUCCCUCAGGGUGGCCAGCAAGUUGCCAGAGGCCAACCUCCUGCUAUGGCACUUGCUAUUGCUGCUUGGCAGCAUCAGCAAGAAUGUGGCCACAACCAAGAUGACGUCUGGGAACCUGGCCAUCUGCCUGGCACCAAACCUCCUGAGUCCACCCCAGGAGCUGCCCCUGGAUGUCCUGGCUCUGGAGACAGGAAAGGUGAUGCAGCUCGUCGAGUUCCUCAUCGACCACCAUGAGGAGCUCCUUGGAGAGCAUGUGGCUGGGCUGGCCAGAGAGGAGGAUGAGGAGACACCAGCACCACAAGCAGAGCUGGAAACAGCAGAGGUGCCUCCCAUCACUCCCGAGAGCAAAAAACAGAGGAGCUUUUCUGGGGAGAAAAGCUUCCCAGGCUUUUCACGGAAGACCAGGAAGCGAAGAGCAACCUGGGAAGAGGGCACUGAUGGGCCACUGUGCCAGAAGAAAAGCAGAACUGAGCUCUCAGGGAUGGGCGACUGAAGAAAUUCAAGCAGGGGAAUAACAAGGGACCCAGGUAUGUAGCAGACCUUGUGUUCCACCUUUUUGCCAAGCUCUGAAUGUAGGAAAUGCUCCUGAGGUGCACAGGAUGGUCCUGCCCUCGGGGGAACAUGUAUGUCAGGAGAAACAUACUACCCCAGCAUUGCCUGCCAACCUGUGAUUUUAGUAUGGCAGAGCGAGGGAUCCUGCUGCUUGGGUUUUGGAAAGGACCAAAUCCCAGAUUCCAAGGGCUCCCUGCCGAACCCUGCUGCCUGGCAAGGUGGCACUGCACAUCUCUGUCAACUUCCUGUGCUCUAAGGGUAUUACAUGUAUUGAGAAGCUACCAAAGCAACACUGUAGCUGCCAGUAAGGAACCAGUAAGGAGCCCCUCUCCUGUGCUAGCAAUGACCUCUUUUACAGCAUACUUCCGAAAAGCCCAGGAGCUAAGUCCUGCCUGUUCCUGCCAUUGUGGCUUCAUCAGUGCUUUCUGACUCUGCCCUUGUAGGUGCCCAUUUACUACUUUGGAUUCCCUGGAUGAGCUCUGCUGCCUGGGCUUGGAGUUCCAUCCUGCAGCCCCAGCAGCACCUUAGCAGCAGCGAGGACAGUGCCACCAUGUCCUUCUGCUCUGGAUGGAAGUUUCCACUACCUCUCCCCGGAGCCAGAGCAGCGCCCUCAGGCCCACCCAGCCCUCGCAGGAGGCCUUGCUGGCUCACUCAGCUUCACCAGCAAAAGCCCACCUGCUGGAGCAUCUCCCCAAGUGGGGAGCUGGCAUCUGGACUUUGAUACUAUUGUUGUUACUAUGCUUGUUACUACAUUUGUUACUAUGCUUGUUACUAUGUUUAUAACUAUGUUUAUUAGUCUAUUACUAUGUCUUUUCAAAACGAAUUUUAGGAUAUACCUUAGGAUAUAUUUAGGAUAUAGUUUAGAAGCAUGUUACAGGAUAGUAGUUCUUUCACUUUGCGUGAGUACACACUUCAUAGGAUCAUAGGAUAGUUAGGAUUAGAAUAGGAUAGUUAGGGUUGGAAAGGACUUCCAGUAAUUUCAUAUUAUGUCACAAGACUACUCUUUGCAUGGCUUUUCAUCUGUAUUUGUAAAAAAGCAGAAAGAAUUACAAAAGUUGCAUCUCUCUGCCUUGCCAUCUUCAUCCUGCAGAAUGGAGAACAGAAAAGAAAGUAUACUGAGAGAGUCAUUGGAUUAGGAAAGAAAUGACAGAAAGAUAUUUACAAAUGCAGAAGAACUACUGCUACAACUUAAAAAAGAUUCAGAUAAGCCUCAGAAGAGUACUGCCUGCUGGUGGAAUACAGCUGCAUAUCUUAGACACCUGUUAAGGUCCAGAAGUAAAGAGUAACUUGCUUCUAAAAGAAAAUGCACAGGCAGCAAAAAGAAGCAUUGA
Messenger RNA from Neopsephotus bourkii (Bourke's parrot), 2275 nucleotides. Its product is annotated as T-cell activation Rho GTPase-activating protein-like. The transcript is spliced from 4 exons. NCBI's taxonomy places the organism in Eukaryota, Metazoa, Chordata, Aves, Psittaciformes, Psittacidae. The record is from RefSeq and is a predicted model, not a curated record. Gene Ontology annotation, biological process: signal transduction. Gene Ontology annotation, molecular function: GTPase activator activity. The coding region runs from base 379 to 885 and encodes 168 amino acids.